UUUUAAUUUAUUGUAAAUAAAUUGGUAAUAAUAAUUGCUUAAAAUAUGAGUUAUUUUUGUGUGGGCCUAGUUGGCAGCUCCAUUUCGUGACGUCCCACAAACCGUUUUUGUUUGUCGUUAAUUCGUGAAUCGUCUGCAUAGAAAAAAUAUUAGUAAAUAAUUAGAAACAAUUCAGUGCAAGAAGGAGCAGCUACACAAUGUUUUUGAACGGACCCAACUAUAACAAACUAAAGAUAAAUUUGCGCAAAAUCGUCUCGAGUUGCUCGAGAAAAAGAAAUCGGAGCUGGCACAAAAAUCGCGAGAGGAGAUCGCAGAUUCUUUCCACAGGCAAAACGAAUCGUGUGGAGCACAUCAUAAGGGAAGAUUACCUCGUGGAGGAUGGAAAUCAUCGAAAUGUGUUGGGAUCUGCAGCUGGCGUGCUUCGGACUCAUUCAGCAGAUCGCGGAGCCCGCGUCCAAUCUGGUAUGGAUGUGUCCCCGACUUCAAAGUGACAUUGCCGAGCUGAAAGUAAUCUUGGUCAUCUUUAUACACAAGUAUGAACCAUAAUUUGCACAGCAUUCACGCACUCAAGAACAACAACAUUGAAUUCAAGUCAGAUACACAGGUGAUGCAGGAGAAAAAGCCCGAUUAGCAGGCGCAUCUUAUUGAUUUGUCUGAUCGCAAUAACCUCAGUGAAGGACCGGGAUGCUGCACCUAGGCCACCACAAAUGGGUUUCAAUGUAUCUUUUUCACAGAUUGCCAAUAAACUGAAACCAUAACCACGCUCUAAGCUGCCGCCUGGUGAGCAGCCCAGCGCUCCGCCGCCAUCGAUGGAUCUGCCAACACUGCCCGAUGUGCCAGGCAGUGGAAAGGAGGAGGAUGAUGACAGCUUAUCGAAGCCGUCGUGUCGCUUC
This is a messenger RNA of Drosophila nasuta, 893 nucleotides long. It is a transcript of the gene Ist1, whose product is annotated as increased sodium tolerance 1-like protein. The record is from RefSeq and is a predicted model, not a curated record. The transcript is spliced from 2 exons. Bases 198 to 491 code for a protein of 97 amino acids. Lineage: Eukaryota; Metazoa; Arthropoda; Insecta; Diptera; Drosophilidae.